AUGACUGCAUUGGCUAGGGGGGAAGUGAAGGCGACUCCUGCGAACGGGCAACACCAGAAGGCGAUGAAGAGAAAGGGGAAACGAAGACAGACGGAGGAAGAUUCGAGAGAGUGCGACGGAGGCCACAAACUGGAGGCGAAGAAGCGCCCGACAAAGAGCGUGAAGAAGCGGAGACAGGGGAGGUCUGCUGCGGCUGAGAAAGCGUCUUCCGCCGGUGCGUCGCGGUCAGCUUGCGCCGGCGCCGGGUCGCGCAGCCGUGAGGCAUCGUCUCAGCGCUUGACCAGGGAUAAGGCGAAGACGCGAGAUAUAAUGGCACAGCGGAAGCGAGAUCGAGGCGAAAAAAAGCUGAAGAAGGGCGUCAAAGCUUCACCCAGCGCCUUGCGUGCGCCAGCCGGAAAGAAAGGCAAGAAGCCGCGGCAGCCCGCGGCUUCUUCCGGGGCGGAGGCGGUCGUGGGCGUGCAACAGGCUUUCUCGUCUGCGCUGGCGGCGCUGAAAAAGCGAGGCAGAAAACACAAAGGCGCGAGGGAGAAAGUCAUCGCGCUGCGGAGAAGGAAGCGCGACCUCAAGAAGGGCGCGGCUCGCUCGGGCCUCGCCACGGCCGCGGAAAAAAGCGGAAAAACAAGGCGGUGCGGAAGGAAGAAACCCGGGAGAAAACCCAAGCUCGAACGACCCGAAACACUCAAAGGAAAACACCGAGGUCGAGCGGAAAUGGGUGCGACGCUCUCCUCUCUGUCCUCUUCUUCCUCGUCUUCUGCGUCGCCGUUGCCUGUGCCCCGUCAUCCGUUUCCGCGGGUGCCCACGACCUGCCCAGGCGUUCCGAAGCGUAGCAAGAAAGCUAGUCACGACGAUAGAGGGCGAGACGCGCAGGGACACAUUGCGCGUCCGCCGCUGUCGCCCCUCGAUGCGCUGCGUCCAGAUCUCCCUGCGCAGCAGCUGAGGCGCGUCGCAUCGCCUCCUUUCCCCCCGUGUGACUCGCCUUUGCUUUCGCCUCCCCUGGCCUCGCCGUCUCGCGCGCCCUCGCCUCUGGGGUCCCCCUCGAGUUUUCUAGGUUUCCUCACUUCGCUCAAGAAGCGGCAGCAGCCUCCGCAGCAGCGCGUCAAGCGCGGAUACGUCCGCCGGAGUCUCAGCGCGGCCUUCUCAGCACGCGUACAUGAACAGGACGGCUCGAGCAGGAGACUCGCGGAGUUGGUAGCGCGAAACAGCCCAGCCGGCGCACCCGACGAGGCGCGGACACAGGGCGACGAGCAGGUGCGCACGGCUUCAGCGGAAGGCGACGGCAAGAGACACGCAAGGCCGUCUGAGAGCGGCAGCGCGCCAGCGACUCCGCCGCCGAGUGGGGAGUUCAGCAAGGUCACGGGCGCAGAGGCGGUUCAUGAAGCGCGAGAAGGCAAGCGGAAGCGCGAAGUAGAGGAGCGAGACGAUGGAGGAGGAGGGGGAGGCAAGAAGCAGAGGGCACAGACCGCGGGGCGCCUGGGCAGCGAGGGAGACGAGUCCGAGGGGGCCAGCGCCCGCGCGCAAGAGGAGACAGAGAGCAGAGUCGAGCGCGCGCGGAAGGAAAACCUUGCGCUGUGGAAGCAGGGACAGGCGGUGCUCGCGAAGACGAAACCGAGUCCGCUCUUCUCCGCCCUUCCCAGCUACCGGCUGCUGUGGAGCAGCGCCGCAGGAGGCCGCCAAGGCCAGCAGAGGGAAGCGAUGAAGGGGGUUACGUCGCAGAGUGCAACGGAAGGCGUCAAGCGAGAAGGAGAGAAGGAAGCAGUCAAGCCGAGUGGAGGCUCCAGUGGAGGCAACGCGAAGGAAGGCCGGGAAAAGCCACGCGCACGGCGCUUGUCAGACGCCCAAGCUGACAAGUGCGGAGACGCAGCAGUCGAGAGACGUGGGAGCGCGGCGGAUGCUCAGGACUCUGUCGCGAGCCGCCGACCGCUGCGCCAGUGCCGUGUACUCGCUGCAUGUUCGUCUUCCGCCUCGUCGUCCUCUUCUUCUGGGUCCUCCUCUUCUGCGUCGUCGUCCUCUUCGCUCGCUGCGGCAUCCGCGCGAGGCCCGGCUUCACCGCCUGCUUCUGCCGCCUCGCCCUCGCCCUCGGCUCGGUCUGGCGAGUCGUCGUCAGUCUCUCGCGGGCACCCGCGUCGCUCUGCGCGUUUAAAUCCGGGUGCGACGUCCUCUGCGCCGCCCUGUGGCGCAGCGGACGCCGACGAGAAGCCCUCAAAACCGCCAGCGGCUCCGCCGGAGGGCGGCGGCAAGCCCCGCGCGAGUCCCUCCGGGGCGCCAGUGGCGGAAUUUUACUCCGGGCCGCUGCAGCCUGCCUGUGCGGCGUCUAAAUCUUCUUCGGACCUCCCUGUUUCCUCAGUUUCUUCGCCUGCCUCACCAGCCUCGACUGCUUCCUCUACUUUGUCUCUGGACGCCGCUGCAGCUCCGCCGUCGCGGCCGUCUUCGAACUUCCGGUACUGCGCGCCGUAUAUUCGGAGUCUGGCGCGGCGGGCCGGCUGGGAACGCGUGCCGCCCUCGCUGCUGCUGCUGUUUGUAGAGGACGUGGGGGCGUCGUUGAGCAGCGGCCUGUGGAGGAGACGGAGGAUGCGCGGAGCAGGGCGCGGCGACGCGGCUGGCGGCGACGCGGCGGGUGGCGACGCGGCGGGUGGCGACGCGGCGGGUGGCGAGGGGGUCGCAAGCGAUGGGCGAGGGGGCGGGUUCGCCGCCUUCGGAAAGAGACGCACGGAGAAGCGCAGGCUGGGAGAAGUCGAGCGCCUCCUACAGGUUCAGAACGAGUGGGCGCGAGCCAAGGCCGUCUCUCUCUGGAGGCGCGCGCGGUCGCAGGGCGCGGUCGAGGGCGAGAGCUUCAAAGACAUUCGCACGCGGCUCCGCGGGCAGUUCGUGCGCCGUGCGGGCUGGAUGGCUGCGGCCUACGAGGAAUCCUAG
This is a messenger RNA of Besnoitia besnoiti, 2910 nucleotides long. RefSeq lists its product as uncharacterized. Lineage: Eukaryota; Apicomplexa; Conoidasida; Eucoccidiorida; Sarcocystidae. Bases 1 to 2910 code for a protein of 969 amino acids. The record is from RefSeq and is a predicted model, not a curated record. The transcript has a single exon.